Molecule: messenger RNA, 2090 nt
Organism: Brassica napus (rape)
Lineage: Eukaryota; Viridiplantae; Streptophyta; Magnoliopsida; Brassicales; Brassicaceae
Product: fe(2+) transport protein 1
Exons: 3
Coding region: 93-1136 (347 amino acids)
Biological process (GO): zinc ion transmembrane transport
Cellular component (GO): plasma membrane
Molecular function (GO): zinc ion transmembrane transporter activity
Source: RefSeq, a predicted model, not a curated record
ACCGGCGUACAUUACUAUAUAAACCGACUCAUCGAACAGGUGCAAAGACACACAGACAAACAACCGAACAGAACACAAAACCAAAAGAAAAUAUGGCUUCAACCUCAACACUCCUAAUGAAAACAGUCUUCAUCGUACUCUUCUUUGUCUCUUUCACAAUCUCUCCGGCAACUUCAACGGUGCCUGAAGAAUGCGCAAGCGAGUCAGCAAACCCUUGCGUCAACAAAGCUAAAGCUUUGCCUCUCAAAAUCAUAGCAAUUGCUACAAUCCUAGUCGCAAGCAUGAUUGGUGUUGGAGCUCCUCUCUUUAGCCGUUCCGUGCCGUUCCUGCGACCCGAUGGAGACAUUUUCACCGUGGUUAAGUGUUUUGCCUCGGGAAUUAUCCUCGGAACCGGUUUUAUGCACGUUUUGCCUGAUUCUUUUGACAUGUUGUCAUCCAAAUGUCUUGAAGAGAACCCGUGGCACAAGUUUCCCUUCACGGGGUUUCUCGCUAUGUUGUCUGGUCUAAUUACUCUAGCCAUCGAUUCCAUGGCUACGAGCCUCUAUACUAGCAAGAACGCAGUUGGGAUCUUGCCACAUGGUCAUGGUCAUGGUCACGGCCCCGCAAAUGAUGAUACCUUUCCGACAAAAGAUAAUGAUUCCGAGACUGCACAACUCUUGCGAUAUCGAGUCAUUGCUAUGGUAUUGGAGCUCGGAAUUAUAGUUCACUCGGUGGUCAUUGGACUGUCUCUAGGAGCAACUAAUGAUACUUGCACCAUCAAAGGACUCAUCGCUGCUCUUUGCUUCCAUCAAAUGUUCGAAGGCAUGGGUCUUGGUGGUUGCAUUCUCCAGGCUGAGUAUACGAACUUGAAAAAGUUUGUUAUGGCAUUCUUUUUCGCGGUGACAACGCCAUUCGGUAUAGCGUUAGGAAUCGCAUUAUCAACCGUUUACAGAGAAAACAGUCCCAAUGCGUUGAUCACCGUUGGACUUCUCAAUGCAUGCUCGGCCGGAUUACUAAUUUACAUGGCCCUUGUCGAUCUUCUAGCAGCCGAGUUCAUGGGGCCAAAGCUUCAGGGUAGCAUCAAAAUGCAGUUCAAAUGUUUCGCAGCCGCUCUUCUCGGCUGUGGUGGAAUGUCGAUUCUUGCCAAAUGGGCCUAACUAAUAACCGCGAGAUGCUGCGGCAUGUGAAGUUGGCUUUAGGUUUGAGUCUCGAUUCUCUAUCGGUUUUGCUUCCUUACAAUGCACUUACGUGGUACUAUCUACCACAUUUGGAAGAACAUGUAUAUUGGUAGAUAUUUAAUAAUGUGAUUGGUCCCACGAGUCCAUAGUCUUUUUAAUGUUCCUUUUUUUCUUGUGGUUAACUUUGUCGUGUGAUGUUUGGCAUGUUGUAUAAUACUAAUAAAACGUUUGUUUCUUUUACAUGAUUAGAAAUUCAACUAUAACUUACGGCUGUGUAAUCUAAAUCCGGUAAAGCUACAACCUACAGGCCAAUAACUGAAACAGUAUCUUAGUCUAUAGAAUUAGGCCAGUACAUAGGCAUAAUCUAUAAAGUUAGGCCAGUACAUAGGCCUAGUCUAUAGAAUUAGGCCAUUAUUUAGGCCCAUCGUCAAUUUACCUGCAUACCAAACUGCUUCAAUUGUAUUUACAAGGUCUAAGAUCAGCUCUAUGCAGGGGCGGCUCAUGUCGAGAGGUGGUAGGAGAAAAAAGCAAAUGUCGUAACUCAUAACGGUCUUUAAAAGCUUCUGGUUUAACUUGAAAAUCCAUGUCCAAUUGUAGAUUUUUUUGCUUGGAAGAAGUUGGCCUGAUAAUACUAGCAGCCCAUUUAAGAAGACAGGCAAUUGAUAGUGUCAAAUCAAAAACACAGGUUCAGUGGUUAAACUGAAAUAUUUAAUUUUGUUGUUAUAUCCACAAAAUAAGAUCGAGAAAAUUACAAUACUUGAGUUUUUGUUCACUACGUAGCUCGUCACGUCAGCGUUUUGUGGGUCCCACUUUUAAAAAAUGUAAAAAAAUGUGAAGCCCGGGCUCGAACCAAAGUUAUUGAGAUAUAAACACCAACAUUUAUACUAUUAAGCUAAAUGAAACUUUGUACAUUGAUAGACGAACCUAAUAUAU